UCGUCAGUACUCAGCCUGCAGCUAUUUCCUUCUGUCAACCUCUUUGAACUCUCAGGAUCCUUUCCGUUGCUCGCCUCUUUCGUAGUUUCUCCACCCUGUAUUUUCACAAUUCUUCUUCCUUUAUCCUUAGCCACCCUGCUUUUUUCUCUUUAUAUUGAGGAUUUCGUCUCGACUUAAGAUGACUUGUCUUCCUUACCCUCGUCCACUUCAGCCCUGAAGAUUGAGGAGCCUUUAAUUUUCCCCCAGUGGCACUGAAAAGACUUCAAUCCUUAAAAGUCCUUAGAGUCAAAGAAACAGGACGUGGGACCUUCUCGACACCGUUGAGUCCGGUCCAGAACUGCACUAUCAACCAUAACUAGUAUUUCAUUUAACCCACUGGAGAGGAGGGAGAGAGGAGCCGGAAGCAAACUUCACUCGGCUCAGAGGAUCCGCGGUCUCCGCAUUAGCAGGAGCCGCGUGCGGGAAGGCGAAGACCCCGCGGGAAACGAGGAGGAGCUGCGAGCCUCCCUCGCCCCCUCAGCGAGGCCGGAGCUGUGGACUGAGCCUCGCGGGAUAGCACCAGCGGAGGCGGCUAGAAGAUGCGGGGCUCGCGGCCCCGGGGUGCGGGAUGCCCGCGGCCUCCCGGCGGCGGCGGCGACCCCCCAAGCACCCCUGCGUCUCUGGCCGGCUGCUACUCCGCACCUCGUAGGGCCCCCCUCUGGACGUGCCUUCUCCUGUGCGCCGCGCUCCGGACCCUCCUGGCCAGCCCCAGCAACGAAGUGAAUUUAUUGGAUUCCCGUACGGUCAUGGGGGACCUAGGCUGGAUUGCUUUCCCAAAAAAUGGGUGGGAAGAGAUUGGUGAAGUUGAUGAAAAUUAUGCCCCUAUCCACACAUAUCAAGUAUGCAAAGUUAUGGAACAGAAUCAGAAUAACUGGCUCCUGACCAGUUGGAUCUCUAAUGAAGGUGCUUCCAGAAUCUUCAUUGAACUUAAGUUUACUCUGCGGGACUGCAAUAGUCUUCCUGGAGGACUGGGGACCUGUAAGGAAACUUUUAACAUGUAUUACUUUGAGUCAGAUGAUGAGAAUGGGAGAAAUAUCAAGGAAAACCAGUACAUCAAAAUCGAUACCAUUGCCGCCGAUGAAAGCUUCACAGAACUUGAUCUUGGUGACCGCGUCAUGAAACUGAAUACAGAGGUCAGAGAUGUAGGACCUCUAAGCAGAAAAGGAUUUUAUCUUGCCUUUCAAGAUCUGGGUGCUUGCAUUGCGUUGGUUUCUGUGCGUGUGUACUAUAAAAAAUGUCCUUCUGUGGUACGACACUUGGCUGUCUUCCCUGACACAAUCACUGGAGCUGAUUCUUCACAGUUGCUCGAAGUGUCGGGCUCCUGUGUCAACCAUUCUGUGACAGAUGAACCACCCAAAAUGCACUGCAGCGCUGAAGGGGAGUGGCUGGUGCCCAUCGGGAAAUGCAUGUGCAAGGCAGGAUAUGAAGAGAAAAAUGGCACCUGUCAAGGUAAGAUCUGCCUGUGUAUCUGCAGGUGCUGCCUGCUUCAUUUGGGUCAUGUAUAUAUAGUUUCUUGAAUGAUUAUGAGUAGGUGACCUCUUACUUUGCUAAUUUAUGGAGAUUAUUUCUU
Molecule: messenger RNA, 1609 nt
Organism: Pteropus alecto (black flying fox)
Lineage: Eukaryota; Metazoa; Chordata; Mammalia; Chiroptera; Pteropodidae
Product: ephrin type-A receptor 5-like
Exons: 3
Coding region: 579-1556 (325 amino acids)
Biological process (GO): cell surface receptor protein tyrosine kinase signaling pathway; protein phosphorylation; axon guidance
Cellular component (GO): membrane; neuron projection
Molecular function (GO): transmembrane-ephrin receptor activity; ATP binding; protein binding
Source: RefSeq, a predicted model, not a curated record